AUGGAGAACAGAAAAGAGGACACGGACCCAGACCUGGAAAUAGAGCCUGAGAGGGAUCGGCCCGAUUGGCCACGCUCCUUCAAACCACCACUUUCCCCCGAAAAAGGGACGAAAGCCUCAGGUCCCCAAACGAGCGCUCCCUCGCCCAGAGACCCCGGCUUGCACACCCCGCCCUGUUCCCCGCGGCGCGGGAGGAGAGGCCGCCCCACACAGGAAGUGUGUCCUGCGCCGGGACCUUGCGCCCAGCCCGCCGGUACCUGCCCUCCGCCCCCAACAGGCGAGAAGCAGCCGCGUCCACAUGGCUUCAGGUGUUCACAUGGCAGUAAACGGGCCCCUGCUCUCCUGGGCGCCCCAGCGCGGCGCCCUCCCGCCCACAUCCCGGCCCAGCCCCGCUGGCCUCGCCUCCAGCCCGUAGCCAAGAGGCGAGCGCGGCCGGUGCCCCCGGGGCUGCCAGGGGCCCCGAAGCAGGCGGCGCUGACUCCCGGACGCCGCCCGCUCACACCCGCCGCCUUUGCACCCAAGGCCUCGCGCGACCAGCAGGUACCUUCCCUCCGCACCCUCGGGCCAGCACCGGCGCCCAAGCCCCGCCGGAUCCCCGGGCCGGCCCAAGACACCUCAGCUCUCUGAUGCCAGGCCUGGCCCGGGCCCCUGCCCGCACUCUCGGGUCGGGCCGGGCAGCAACACUCCCCUCAGCACCCCAAGCCCUGACUCGGAGUCCAGGAGGCUCCGCACUCCCAGGUUGGGUCCGGCCGGGACCUCUGCUCCCAGCCCCCCAGGCCGGACACCCCGGCCCGGCCCCAGUCCUUCAGGCCCAACCCUCUCCCUGCCCCUCAGGCCCGGGAGGCGGUUACCUGCAG
This is a messenger RNA of Gorilla gorilla gorilla (western lowland gorilla), 857 nucleotides long. RefSeq lists its product as uncharacterized. The transcript has 2 exons. The record is from RefSeq and is a predicted model, not a curated record. NCBI's taxonomy places the organism in Eukaryota, Metazoa, Chordata, Mammalia, Primates, Hominidae. The coding region runs from base 1 to 627 and encodes 208 amino acids.